Messenger RNA from Drosophila yakuba, 2326 nucleotides. Its product is annotated as protein lingerer. NCBI's taxonomy places the organism in Eukaryota, Metazoa, Arthropoda, Insecta, Diptera, Drosophilidae. The coding region runs from base 130 to 1575 and encodes 481 amino acids. The record is from RefSeq and is a predicted model, not a curated record. The transcript is spliced from 6 exons.
UGUAGCUUUGAUUGCCACCAGGAGCUGGACAGGAUCCGUCAUCCCGGCCUCCCAGCACCCCGCCAGCAGUCAACACCUUCCUCGGCACGGGCCGGGGAAAUCUACGAAACCAAAUUUAUUGAAUGCUCAAUGGCCCAAACGAUGGACGACAUGGUCUUCCAGUGCAGCAAUCAAAACUCGAUCUAUGUGCUGAAUGCCAGUUACGGUUCCUAUGGGGACUAUGGCACAUAUGCGGCAACAAAGCGUGAAAUAAAUGGCAGCCGGAGCAGAGCGGCAAAUCCAAUUGGGGCAACUUGCUCGAGUGGCGUCCUGCAGCAUAAAUUCAAAACUUUCGGCAGUCGCGCAGCAACAACAGCAGCACCAGAUUUGGACGCAGCAGCGGGAUGCGCAGCAAACUACGUAAAUCCUGUCGCUACAUCAAUGUCAACCGCAAUGUGUUCACCGGCAACGGCGGCCCUGCAAAAACUGUUCAAUUGCAGCGUCGGCGUCGCCUGCCAAAAUGUCACCCACGCCCACAGCAACCACAGCAGCAGCAGCAACAUCAGCAGCAGCAGGAGCAGCAGCAGCAGCAGCCACAUCCACAUCAGUGGCAGCAACAACAAUGCCGCCGCCAGCAACCAUAACAAUAGCUGCCUGUCGGCGGCAGGCGGAGUGGGUCUCCAAAGCGCCCGGAAUCGGAGCCGGAGUGGCGGCGAAUGCCUCGAUGGCGCAGCGGGAGUGGUUACCUCGCCAGGCGGAGGAGGAGGAGCAGGUGGCCUUCCUCUGCUCCCGAAGAAGAAAUGCACCACUGUCAAAUCAGCGCUUAUUGCCAAGAAGACAAAGUUUCUCAAAUAUCUCGAAGAAGAAAAAUGGCGCAGCAACGCGGCAGUUCCGGAAGAUGCUGGUGCCAUCAGCAAUGAGGCGGAGCCACCCACUCCGGGCGGCAACAACAACGGCGGGAACUUGAAAAAUCAGAGCAACAGUCGGGAGGCUGGAGCUGGAAAUGGCAGUGGCAGUGGCACUGGCACUGGAGGUGGCAGUGGAAGUGGGGGCCAGCUGAACAAACCGACCAACUGGAGCAUGCAUAAUGAGGACACCAGCACGCCGCUGGCCAGCCACCAACUACAACAGCAGGUGAAAUCGAGUUUCGAGCUCUACCAGGAGGCAGCCGACAUUUUGGGCCUGAGUUGCAGCCUCUGUGAUAAUUGCCGAUGCCUGGACUGCCAGAGCGGUUACUUCGACUGCGACGACGACGAUGAGAGCUACUCGGAGCAAUCGCUGAUGGACGACGAGUACGACGAGUUCGACUGCGGUGCGGAGGAGCUGCAGGCGGCGAUGACAGCAGCCCGGCACCAGGAUGUGCCCCGCACGCCCUGCUGCCCCCUGGGUGCGAGUUCCCACCUGCCGCACAAGGAGGACUCCCAACCGGCCGCACACACGCCCCCGCAAUCGGAAUCCCUGGGCCAUCGGGUGGCCAUCGAUUUUGAUUUAAUUAACGCCACUUGCAGCCAGGUGCUGCAAAACUGUGAAACAUUCAACGAUUUGAGUCUGCUAGACGCCGCCGCCGGAUCCGGAGCCGAGCGUCCUUUCACGUAAAUCCAGGUGACGAGCUGGAAGGCGGCGGAGAGUGGGAUAUCCCCCAAUCAGGAGUCCGCACACUGCAGCUAAUUAAAGUUUAACAUCGGUCAGGUUGGAGCCCAUUAAUUGCAACUGACACCUUCCACAGUGGCUGCCAAUUGUAUGCGGACACAGCGCUGGUGUUUGCCUUCCAUUUAUUUUCUUAUUUUGAUUUCAAUUAAGUUCGAUGCAAAUAGAGCUGCUGAUACUGGUGAACAGGAUGCUUCCGCUGGCAUAUAAACUGCAUAAAUACGCAAUGGCCAUUGUGCAAACCUAAAUAGUUGGCGAGCGUGACGAACUGGUCAGCAAAUCGCAAAUAAAUUAAUUGUGAAUUGCGAAUUGCAAUUUCGAUUCAAUUUAAAGGCAGCGGAAACUUAAUUGAAAAGCAGAUGCGUUCCGGCGAUGGCGAUUAUCAGUGAACACAAACCACAUAUGCAAAAACAAUGAAAAACCAAAACGAAUUGUGCCAAUUUCAUAUUCAUAUUCAAAUGAAUGUUAUCGCGCUGCAAUGAGUGCAAACCGAAAUCGAAUUCAUUGGGAUUAUUCGGCUCGUAAUCUGACAACUCAACUACUUGAAAAUUCAAUGAAAUAUUUAUCCCUAAUCUGUGUAAAGGGUCUAUGUUGUUAGCGCCUAAGUAUGUAAGAAUUUUAGUGUGAUGCUUUUGUUUUGUUCGUUCACUGAUUUCAAAUCAAGGAGAAACAUUGGAAAUAUAUUUGUGUUGGAAAAGAA